AUGGCAAAGAGUGUCCGAGCCAGCGUCUCCAAGCGCAACAAGGCGGCCCUGCGCAAAAAGGUCUUUGGUCCUGUCGUCGACGCCCGGACGGAGAGGCUGUCGGCCAAACUCCAAGAGAUUGCCGCGCAGCCCCGGCCAGAACGAGAGAAGACAGACGGUUCGUUCACUGCUUCGAUGCUCAUGGACUAUGCACUAAUAUCUGUUCUCACCACAGAAGAAGAUCAGGAUGCGGCUGCCACCACCAAGGACUCGCAGAAUGACGAAGAGAUGGACAUUGACACAACGUCCAAGGAUACCAAGAGCAAGUCCAAGUCCGGACGUGUGCAGAAGCGCAACCGGCGCGCCCGACCGUCGAUAGUGUUUCAGAAAUACUCGUCCAAGAAGGGCUCGAAGAAGUGA
Penicillium lagena is the source of this 399-nucleotide messenger RNA. RefSeq names its product DUF2423 domain-containing protein. Bases 1 to 399 code for a protein of 132 amino acids. The record is from RefSeq and is a predicted model, not a curated record. The transcript has 2 exons. Gene Ontology annotation, cellular component: preribosome, large subunit precursor. Lineage: Eukaryota; Fungi; Ascomycota; Eurotiomycetes; Eurotiales; Aspergillaceae.